This is a messenger RNA of Stegastes partitus (bicolor damselfish), 1596 nucleotides long. Its product is annotated as chondroitin sulfate N-acetylgalactosaminyltransferase 1-like. The transcript has 9 exons. The record is from RefSeq and is a predicted model, not a curated record. Lineage: Eukaryota; Metazoa; Chordata; Actinopteri; Pomacentridae. The annotation marks the transcript as partial. Gene Ontology annotation, molecular function: glucuronosyl-N-acetylgalactosaminyl-proteoglycan 4-beta-N-acetylgalactosaminyltransferase activity. Gene Ontology annotation, cellular component: Golgi cisterna membrane.
AUGUUCAAACGGUGGCUGCUGGCCCUGGUGGCCCGUGUCGGCCUCAUCGUGUUGGGCCUCUGCUGCUGCCUGUCGCUCUUCUACCUCCUGGCCUGUAAACCUGCAUCUCACGGCAGCCAGCAGCCUCCGCUGUGGUCUGGAGGAGCCACCAGUAAGGAGGGAUACCUGGCCUUGCUGCAGGAGAGGGAGGACUCUCACAAACACUACAUCAACAGCCUGACGAAGCAGAUAGCCCAGCUGAAGGAGGCUCUCCAGGAGAGGACGCAGCAGCUUCAGGAGUCGCUGGACAAAGCUAAAACUAAAGGGGUUCUGCCUCAGGGUCUGGAGAGUCUGCACAAAACUCCGGCGCAGUCCGACCUGAAGGAGUUCUUCCGCUCCCAGCUGAGCCAGGCAGAGGUGAACUCAGGUGUGAAGCUUCCCAGCGAGUAUGCACUGAUUCCUUUUGACACUUUCACCCUGCAGAGGGUGUACCAGCUGGAGACGGGGCUGACGAGGCACCCAGCCGAGAGGCCUGUGAGGAAAGACCGCCGAGACGAGCUGAUAGGCACCGUGGAGACGGCUCUGCAUGUCCUGAACGGACCUCAGCAGCACGCCGACAACAUCAGGAGGAAGCACGCGUACUCCCCGUCUGACUUCAUACAGGGGCUGACUCGCACAGAGCGGGACAGGGGAAGCGUUUACGAGCUGAUGUUUCGAGGCAGCGGCCAGCAGGACUUCACGCAGCUCGUCCUCUUCAGGCCGUUCGGCCCGGUGAUGAAGGUGAAGAGCGAGAUGGUGAACACGCGGGGGAUGAUCAUCAACGUCAUCGUGCCUCUCUCCAAGAGGGCCGACGCGUUCAAGCAGUUCAUGAGCAACUUCAGAGAGGUGUGCAUCCGGCGGGACGGCAGGGUUCAUCUCACCGUGGUCUACUUCGGUCGAGAUCAGAUCGACCAGGUGAAAGCUGUGAUGGACCAAACCACCAGAGAGACUCGGUUCAGGAGCUUUACCUUGAUCCAGCUGAACGAGGAGUUCUCUCGCGGUCGGGGCUUGGACGUGGGCGCCAGGGCUUGGAGGCGGAGCCAAAACGUCCUGCUCUUCUUCUGUGACGUUGACAUCCACUUCACCGCCGACUUCUUGACUUCCUGUCGUCUCAACGCAGAGCCUGGUAAGAAGGUUUACUACCCCGUGCUCUUCAGCCAGUACAACCCGUCCAUCAUCUACAGCAACCACACGCUCCUGCCCUCCCUGCAACAACAACUGGUGAUCAGGAAGGAAAGUGGAUUCUGGCGAGACUUUGGGUUCGGCAUGACGUGCCAGUACAGGUCUGAUUUCAUCAACAUAGGUGGCUUCGACUGGAGCAUUAAGGGCUGGGGCUUGGAGGACGUGCGCCUGUACAGGAAAUACCUCCACAGCAAGCUGAUGGUGAUCCGCUCUCCGUCUCGCGGCCUUUUCCACCUGUGGCACGAGAAGAGCUGCGCGGACGAGCUGCCUCCGGACAAGUACAAGAUGUGCAUGCAGACCAAGGCCAUGAGCGAAGCCUCGCACGGCCAGCUGGGGGAGCUCUUCUUCAGACGAGACAUCGAGCUGCACUUGAACUCCCAGAAACUGAGAGAAACC